Asterias rubens (European starfish) is the source of this 2455-nucleotide messenger RNA. Its product is annotated as leucine-rich repeat-containing protein 56-like. NCBI's taxonomy places the organism in Eukaryota, Metazoa, Echinodermata, Asteroidea, Forcipulatida, Asteriidae. Bases 299 to 2197 code for a protein of 632 amino acids. The transcript is spliced from 14 exons. Gene Ontology annotation, molecular function: protein binding. The record is from RefSeq and is a predicted model, not a curated record.
CAGCCACUCACACAUACUGGCGAUUUUAUGAAAACAGUCAGCUAUCAAAACGUCAAAUUUAUCACUUCUAAAAACAUUUCAAGAUCAUUAUCCAAGUCCAAGUGUCGGGACAACCUUUUAAUCCAAUUCAGAUUUAUGCAGACUUGACACAAGACCAGAGUCAUGUAGUAACCAGCCAAGAAGAUCUGGGAACUAGUCUUUUCUCAAGGGAGAAGUAUGAAUAUAUUUCCACCGACGGACGGCUGUCAGUAAUUUUGUCACAUAGACUGAGUACAUUCAGCCAGCCUUGAGGUCCACCAUGGCGUCUGUACACAUCACUAAUUUCGGCAGCGUGGAUGUCAACCCAGAGCCCAUUCCGGUAGAGGAUACAGAGUUCCUUCUGGAGGAUUACUUGUCAGCAGCAAAAAUGAAGGAAAUGACUGGUGUGGAUGAACUCGAUGAGGUCAAAUUCUUAGAAAUGAGGGUCGACACCACGGAAACGAGUCUGGGUAACUUUGGGACAAUGGUGCGCAACCUGAAGCAUCUGAAGCUAAGCAACAGUAUAAUCGCUACAGUUCGUGAUCUAGGGACGUCGUUAGAGAACCUACGAGUUCUAUGGUUGUCCAGAUGCUGUUUGUGUGACCUGGAUGGCAUGGGGUCAAUGUCCUCCUUACAGGAGCUGUACCUAGCAUAUAACGACAUUUCGGACCUUAGUCCGUGCAGUAUGCUGGAGAACUUGCAGUUACUGGACAUUGAGGGAAACAACAUAGACGACAUGUCACAAGUUGAAUUCUUAAGCCUGUGUCCUAAGCUGAGUACACUGACGCUGGAGGGAAACCCUGUGUGUCUAGCGCCCUCUGUUGGCUACGAUAAGGAGAAAGAAGGAUUGUUUGAUUACAGAGCGACAAUUUCAAAAGCGAUUCCCCAGCUCAAGAUUCUAGAUGAUGAACCGUUGUCUGUUGUACCGUCCAGCCUCGGUGGCGCCUUCCCCAACCUCAGUAUGGAAUGGCUGCUGGUGAAUGAGGCUAUAAAGGACCAGGGGUCAACUGAGAGUUUAGAGGUCGAAGAUGCUAGGCCAAGCACAGGGAGACCCUCGUCAGCGUCUGGCCGACGUCCAGGCUCUGCUCGCCCCGGCUCCUCUAGGGCAGGUGGGCGGCCGGGGAGUAGCAUGGGGAACAGGCCCAGUACCUCGUCAGGCAGGAGACCAGGCACGGCAAUGGCCGAGCGACCUGAUACGGGAGGUUCGGAUAUACACCCGACGCAGGAAGAUUCCAGUGAUUUAACUCAUGGAUCCGGAGGAGUGAUAUGUGGCAAUCCAGUCCGAGCUCUGAGAAACAGACGGAAAAAUACCAAGGAGGUUGUUAUCCCAAACCAAGCCCCAAGUUUAUUCUCAAUGUUCAAGCAUCAGCCUGAGCAUACGUACGCCACGGAGGAUGACGAUGACGGGAUGAGUAAAGAGGACAUCUUCGCUGAGCUCUUGGAGUGGAAGAAACAGCAUGAAGAAAAAAUCAGCUCUCGGUUGAAAGAUGCCGAGCCUCAAGUUUUAAAGAUUCAUCAUGAAGACAUUGAAGAAGAUGAUGAGGCAAGCGGAUACAGAGAUUAUCUCAUCAACAACAAUCCGUACGAUGAAGACUACGGCAUCGAAACAACGCCCUCGCCAACGUCGGACUAUCCAGAGUCUUUGGCGUCGGGAGGUUUCGAUCAUCAGCCGACCCCACCGAGAUCAGCGUCACCGAAGAUGCCCAAAGUGCCCAGAAGUAAAGGCGCAUCAAGGCCUAGGACAGCCAAUGAUUUUCGAUCGAGGAAAGUCCGAGCCCAAUCCUUUGAGGAAUCGGUUGGCACGGAGCAACGUCUCCACCAGCUUAGUCUAUCUCAAGAUGAUGAUAUGAUGGAUUUUAGCGAUUCAGGACAGACGAGUCCAGCUACCACGCCAUACUCCCCACCCCCAGUGCUCUCCAUGGACACCAGACCAUUUUCUGGUCCAGUCAUUGGAAGCAGAAAGUUCAAACUCAGUGCACAAAGUGACAGGCCAGAACCUAAGAUCAUCGAUCGUCACCAACCAAUCAUCCGUUCAUCAAUCAACACGCCCCCGAACCUCGCCCAGCGUCUCUCACGCCUCGCGAGGCCGUCCACUGCGAAAGCUGCCAUGCAGGUACAGCGCCCUCUAGUGUUACCCCGGAGAGAACCCAGAUUCAAUUCUUACGAUUAUUCAUCAUGAGUGCAAGAGAAAACAAAAUCUAAUUUAAAAGUAGAGAGCAGGUUUGGUGUAAAUCUUUUUAUGAAUGAAAACCUGAUUGUAAGGUCAAUCUGGUUAUGAAUGUAAACCUGGUUGUAAGGUCAAUCUGGUUAUGAAUGUAAACCUGGUUUGAGGUCAACCCGGUUACGAGUGUAAAACCUUAUUGUAAGGACUAAAACUGCCUCUAGCUACCGGGCAAUCUUGGUGGUCUAGUUGGUAAGACACUGCUCUAGAAUGGCA